Helobdella robusta is the source of this 6623-nucleotide messenger RNA. RefSeq lists its product as hypothetical. Gene Ontology annotation, molecular function: small GTPase binding. The record is from RefSeq and is a predicted model, not a curated record. Gene Ontology annotation, cellular component: Golgi apparatus. Gene Ontology annotation, biological process: endoplasmic reticulum to Golgi vesicle-mediated transport; Golgi organization. The coding region runs from base 157 to 6210 and encodes 2017 amino acids. Lineage: Eukaryota; Metazoa; Annelida; Clitellata; Rhynchobdellida; Glossiphoniidae. The transcript has 22 exons.
CGAAGUCACAUUAUAAACAAAUAAAGAUAUAAAAUAAAUAAUCGCACCUAAUUUCAAUUAAAUAAUCAAUUUAAAAGUCAAUUUAAAUUCCAAAUUAAUAACUUUCUUAAACUUAAUUUAUCAAUUAAUCAAAAUCUGAAUUUCUAAAACAUCAAAAUGUCCUGGCUACAGACUGGCCUGUCCAGUUUAACAGGACAGCUCGGAAAUUUUACGAGGGAGGUGCUGACCGAAGGCACUGAAGAAGUUGACGAUUUAGGAACGGAGUUAAAGUUGAUGCGAAGUCGAAAUAAUGAACUUGAAACACUAAAUGCAGCCCUUAAAAAAGAGGUGGAGCAGCUGAAAGAGCAUAUAGAGAACCAAGCGUUGCAGUUAGAGUCGAAAGAACUUCAACUACACCACAUCAUUUCAGAGUACAGGGACAAGCUAACUGAAAAGGAGAGAGAAUGUAUGAAACUGAAAGAGAAAGAAAUACAGCUAACAGAAGCACUCCACCAUCAUUCUCAUCACCAUCAUCGAGAAUCUGAAUCAUCACAGAAUUCGAAUUGUGAAUUAGGCAUUGGUGAUGACAGUAGUGAAGAUGUCUUCUUCCUCCAGCACAAAGUCUCAAGCCUCUCUGAGAAGAUUAAAAAACUCGAAACUGAACUACAAAAAUACAAAGACAAAGCAACAUCAGUCGUUGGUUACAACGGUAGUAGCGGUAUUACUACAAAUACUACUACUACUACUACUACUACUGCUACUGCUGCCUUAGAUGGUGAUAGUAACAAUAGUGGCAGUAGGAUUGGCAGUAGUAAUGAUAGUAAUACCAAACACCUCGAGGAAACCAUGUGCAAUCAUUUAAACCACCAUCAGCAAGAACUGGCCUCUCUUCAAAACACUCACAGCCAGAAUUUGGCCUCGUUAAAACGCCACUACGGAAACAUAAUUGAUGAACUGAAUGAAAGGAUAAAGGAGUUAGUGACGAACGAAAGGAAUGCGAACAGUGAAGGAGGAAAAAAAACGAAUAAAAAAGAAAAUGAUAGUAAUGAUGAUGAUGAUGAUGGCGAGGGCAGUACUAGUAACGAUCCCAGCAACACAGACGUUAAAAAUGAACAAAAUGUUGAGCGAGAAACAGCGGAAACAACUACUACCUCUUCAAAUGCAGUCAACCAACCUACCACAACUACCACCCAAAACGACUUCAACAUUAGUAGCGGCAGCAGCAGCAGUAGCAGCAGCAGCAAACAAACAAACAACGACAGCAGCAGCAUUAUUUCAUCACUGCAGAAUAAGCUGGAAGAUUUAGAGGCACGCAAUAAGAAAUUGGAACAUGAUUGGGCCCAGGUGCACGCUGUAGAUAGGAAGAAGACUCAGAUGAUUGAGAAACUUCAGUCGGAGUUAGAUCUGACUGAAAAACUGCGGAUAGAAUCAACGCAGCGAGACGAUGCGGAUAAGGAGUUCGAGGCACUUCUUGAGGAGAACAGGGCGCUGAUGGAGCAACUGUCGCAGAUGAAAAUAAAAAUGAAGGAACUCAACAAUUCUGAACAGCUGAAGGAGGCCCAUCUGAAACGACUGCAACAACAACUACUUGAUCAACAACAGCAACUUGAUGAGCAACAGAAACUUGAGCGACAGCAGCAGCAGCUGCAGCAGGAAGCAGACAUCAUCUCAACAGCUAACGAAAGCAACAAAGAUUUAAACGAGUAUCAAACUCAGAUAAUUCAACUAAAGAACGAUUUAAUGUCUGUAGAGAACGAAAGAUUCAGUGAAUCUGAAGCAUUCAACCAAUCAAUCAGCCAACUUCAAUCAGAGGUUGAACGGUUGAUUGAUGAAAACGAAACUCUCAAUCGAUCAAUUACAGAACUCAAAGACACAUCUGGCAUCGAAAUAGCUGAUCUGAAAGCUCAGCUAAACAUGUCUAACAAGAAAUGCGCCGAUGUUGAGCUGCAGUUAGCCGAGACUUCAGAGCUGUAUGCAGAGUGUCGGAAGAUAAAGGAGAACAUCGAGUUGGUGCUGGCCGCCGAGAGGAAAGAUAGGGAGGUUGGCGCUGUUGUCGAGAGGGAGCUCUUGAAGCAGAAAUCAACUGAGUUAGAGAAAAGUUUGCAGCAGGCAAUCCUCGAAGCUGAUAAAAGUAAGAGCAAACUGAUUGAGAUCACUGAAGAGAAUACGAAACUCCUGGAAGAAGUUGAACUGUUGAGGAUGAAAAAAUCUGUUGAUGUUGAUGCUCUUGAAAAUGAUGGUGACGGUCGACGCGAAAAUGUUGAAAAACUCGAAGCUGAAAUGAAAGUGUUAAGGAAAAAAGUAGAGCAGUUGGAAAGGGAAGAUUCCCAGAAGCUCUCAGAUAUGAAAAUGAAAUUUGAAACUCUAAAAAACGUCAACAAACAAUUAGAAAUGGACAACAAAACUUUAAAAUCUUCGAACGACAGCAUGCAACAACAUCUCCAACAACUGCAACAGAAACAUUCCCCAGUGAGAUCACCCGUCAACAACAACACACCCGUUGUUGUUGUUGACGACGACAUUUCGACACAGUUAACACAGAUCUCAACGUUGAAUUCAACAGUUGCCAGGCAAGAAGAUGUCAUAAAAACGUUGAAUGACAAGUACAACAACAUCCUCCGCUUGCUACAGAGCAAAUCUUUGGAACAGUUCGGCAACGAACAAGUGCUCAUGAACUUGCAUCAGCUGCAGAUAGAGAUUGACAGCCAUCACCAAGAGAAGGAUCACAUCAUGUCGAUAUUAAACGACAAAUCGCGAGAGAACAGCAAUCUAAAAUUGGAGGUUCACAGCCUCAUGAGCGCUCUUUCAGCUAGCAAAGCAGCCUUCAGCAAGCAGCAACAGCAGCAGCUGCUGCCACCACAGCAGCAAACAAAUUUAGAUGUUGACGACAGAGCUGAGAAUGAUGAAAUGAAGAAGGAAGCAGUGAAGAAAUUGGCGCAGAUUAUUAAAGAUAAGGAUGUUGAGAUUGAGGCUCUCAACCAAAAGAAUGUAACUUUGUUGCAAGUCCUUCAGAACGAAUCAACAGAAUCGAUGAACAACGAGAUGAAGCGGUUGAUAUCGGAGAGAGAGGUCCAGCAGCAACACAUCAGCUCUCUUCAGCAACAGACAACAUCACUACGACAACAAGUCAACAUGUUGAGCAACAAUGUUGAGGAAAAAGUGGACGAGUGCAACAUUCUAAAAGUGGAUCUAUGUAAGGAGAAGAAUGCCUGCCUCGAGAUUAAGACUGAGUAUGUGUUUUUUGGUGUUUUGAAAAAAUUGGAAAGCCUGGACAGGUCCCACAAACUACUGACCAAUCAGCUCGAAGAUAAGGAGAGAAUGAUUUUAAAGCUUCUACGAGAAUUAUCUAAACUCAAGUCUCAAAACAAACAUCAUCAUCAUCAUCCUCAUCAUCCUAAUCAUCAUCACCAUCAGGGUGCUAUAAAGAAAAGUAGUCGCAACAAUAUUGACGACUAUGAUGAAUGUGAUGAUGACAACAACGACGAUGAUAAUGAUGAUAAACUUAAAAAUUCUGGUAAAGAUCAUAAUAAAAUUGACGAUGAUGAUAAAGAUGAUGAGGCUGAUGAUGACCGUAUUUCAGAAUGCUCUUUCACAAUAGGCGGUCUCGAUGAUGAUGAUGAUGAUAAUGAUAACGACGGCGAUGCCGAUGAUAACGACGAGAAAAAUGUCGUCGCCGGUGAUGGUUGUAGUAGUGGUGGUGGUAGUCGCGACAAUGGCGGUUUUGAGUUUCCAAGAAAGGGCAUAAAACAACAAAUAAAAAACCCGAAAAAUAUCCCGAAAAAAAAUCCAAAAACAUUCCUCAACGACAAAUACAUCAUCGCCGACAACUCUGACGUCACGGAGAGCGUAUUCGAGAAACUUCUACGUGAAAGGGAUCAAAUUUUGCAGGGGAAGGAGAGGAAGUUAUCGGAACUGAGAAACCAGGUCUUGUCACUGGAAUCAGAGAUAAUACAUCUGCGAUCCAAGCUGUCAUCUGCCGAUACAAACAUCAUGCAGAAGGAGAGCGAAUUAACUUAUGCCAAGAAACAACUCGAAACUGCAAACUCGAAACUGGGUCACGAACUUUUAAUUAGGUCGGAUCACGAGAAGGAACUAACUGAACUUAAUAAAAGAUAUGAAGAGAAACAGAAAGAGUUAUCAGAGCAGAAGCAAGCUAACAUGUUGCUAUCAACGAAACUCAACAACCACAACUACGAAAUUAGCGAGUUGAAACAUCAGAUCGGCAAACAUUCGCAACAAGAAAUAUCACUCCAAAAUGAAAUUCAACUUUUAAAAUCUCAACUUGCAACUACGGCCGCUACCACACCAGCAGCAGAAGCAACCACGCCAGCGGCAGCAGCAGUAGCAGCAGCUACAGCAACAGCAGCUACAGCAGCAGCAACUGCAUCGUCUCAGGAUUCGUCAACACUUGCCAGCGAUGUUGAUAGCAACAUUCCGACAACAACAUCGAAUAUCAUUCCAGAUCAGACUGCUUCGCCAUCAUUUCAACAAACAUCAUCAACGUCAAAUCUAUCAGAGGAAAUUGAGCGAUUGAAGAGAGAGAAAGAAAGUAGAGAGAGUGAGUUAGUGAGAGUGGUGAUGUUGAUGAAUCAGGAGAGAGACCAGCUGAUUCUUGCGUUGCAAUUUCAUCAGAAUGAAGCACUAGAACUUAAAAAUACGCUAAGCAGACUCCAAGAUAGAGAGAAGAAACUAAUGAAAGAAUGCGAUAGACUGAGAGAACACCUAUUGGAAAUGGAAGAAGGCUAUAAUAAAGAGAUGCUGGAUGCCGAGGCGAGGGAGAAGAUGUUGAGGAGUCAGCUGAUUGCUGCAGAGGACAAGAUUCAAUCGCUCAACCAGUCGGUCAUUACUGACAGAUCUGACUUAGCUAAGCAAACGGAAAGUCUACAGAACCAGCUACAUAGCAUGAUCGAGCAGCGAGAUAACGCUCUCAACCAGCUCAGCUCAGCUCAGGAAACCAUUAGCGGCUACUCCAGCUCACUAUCUAAUUUACAGAUGGUUCAGAUGGAAGACCACACAGAGGCCAUCAGGGCAGCCCAGAGAUUGAGUGAGCAGAUGAACAAGAAAGAGUACAUGAUAACCGCCUUGAGAGAGGAGGUACACAUGCGGGAGGUUGAAUUAAAGAAGACGGAAGAGGAAAUAAGAAAACUCAUCUCCAGCACCGAGGCCAAAGUCGAUAAGGUUCUGAUGAAGAGUCUUCUGAUUGGCUACUUCCACGCCCCGCCCACCAGUAGACUCGAAGCGUUCAGGGUCAUAGGGCACGUUCUGAACUUCACGAGUGAUGAAUUGAAAAAUCUGGAAAAUCCAGAACACGGGAACAAGAGUGGAUGGAUUGAAGGAAUUUUUGGAGGAAAGAAAUCAUCAUCAUCGGCAGCAGCAUCAUUAUCAUCAUCACAGAAAGCUUUUAACAAGUCGUUCUCUGAGUUAUUCGUUUCCUUUCUGGAGAGGGAGUCGACACCUCAAGCGAGUAUUCGUCUGCCCAUCGACGAUAUUCAUCCGCCGAACAGAACAUCAUCGUCGUCAUCAUCGUCAUCACCUUUUCCACAAUCAUCGUCAUCAAGACAGGCUCCUAUAAAUCCAUUCUCUAUGCCCAUUCCUCUGACGUCAUCGACGCCGAACAAAACGCACCCAAUCAUCGUCGGCCACAGCAGUCACCACCACCACCAACAGCUGCUGCAACAGCAGCAGCCAAUUUUACUUACAAACCAGCAGAUUGUGCCCCAAAUCGUGCCCCUUAUAAUUACGAAAUCAUCUCCCAGCAGUAGUACAGGUAGUAAUAAUUACCUUAUCAGCAGCUGCAACAGCAGCUGCAACAGCAGCAGCAGCAGUAGUAGUAUAACAACCAUCAAUAGUCUCAGUAGUACAAAUAUUACCAAAGAUAACAACAACAACAACAACAACAAUACAAAUAAUAAUAAUAUCAAUCUUAAUGCAAGCAAAAGCAGAACUGGAGCGUACUCUAGCAAUAGUUUAAUUAGCUUGUACGACGGCGCUAUAAGCAGUAGUGGUAGCAGUAGUAGUGGUAGUAGUGGUAAUAGUAGUAGUGGUGGUGGUAGUAACUAUGGUAGAAUUACUACAGAUAAAAAUACUUCUCAAUCUUUAAAAGAUAGCUUUGUUCCUAUUGUGAUUGCAGCCGCUGUAGCGGCUGCCAGUAAUACCACUAGUGGCAGCAGUAGUAGCGGCAGUAGUAAAAUUGGUAGUAUUGGUGGUAGUGGUAGUAGUUAUCGUAGGUGAAGUUCUGGUUUAGUAGAUGGUUAAAUAUUUAUAUGUAUAUUAUUUAAUGAAUAUGUAUGUAUUAAUGUUUAUAUAUUCAAUUGAAAUUAGUAUAUAUCGCAAUAUAUAUAUAUGUGUAUAUAUAUAUAUAUAUAUAUAUAUAUAUAUAUAUAUAUAUAUAUAUGAUAGUAUUUAACCACAGUUAUUCUCAUAAGAAAUUGUUAUAUUAACCAAUCUGUCUUAAUUUCAUUUCUGAGUUUCCAUUUUGACGAUUGAUAAAUUAGUUCAUUGAUUGAAUAGUUGGGUGAUUGGUUGGUUUUGGUUGGUUGAUUGAUUGAUUGACUGAAUGAUUGAUUGAUUGACUAAUUAAUUGAUUGUAUUGUGUGUUGAUUUUGUAAGCUAAUACAUGCUUGGAAAUAAAAUUUUAAAAUUUC